This is a messenger RNA of Bubalus bubalis (water buffalo), 7580 nucleotides long. RefSeq names its product sperm-tail PG-rich repeat containing 4 (gene STPG4). Gene Ontology annotation, cellular component: female pronucleus; germinal vesicle; male pronucleus. Gene Ontology annotation, biological process: epigenetic programing of male pronucleus. The record is from RefSeq and is a predicted model, not a curated record. Gene Ontology annotation, molecular function: histone binding; chromatin binding. The coding region runs from base 3865 to 4557 and encodes 230 amino acids. The transcript has 7 exons. Lineage: Eukaryota; Metazoa; Chordata; Mammalia; Artiodactyla; Bovidae.
GUUUAGUUUUUAGAUUGUGAUACUUCAAAAGGUUUAACUGAAAGAUUAAAAACUCUUGUGUAAGUGUACUUAGCAUGGGGACUGACAUAUGGUAGGUAUCCAGUGUUGCCUACUUUUGUAAUUUUCAGCUUUGGCUUUGUUUAUCCAUAUUGACUUCAGCCAUGCAAUGAUUUUUUUAAAUAUUUGGGCUUUAAAACCCUAAAAUCCAAAUUGGGGUAGGGGGUAGUUUUACCUGUUUUCUAAUUUUCUACUCAGUGCUUUUUAAUUCUCCUACCAUAAAACAAAGAAUUUUCUGUUGUGCCUAACUAUCUUCAACAUGUUUUACAAAGAAGUAUCUUUGGUAGUGGCUUGACAGUAACUAAACUUUGUUUUAUUUAGAAGUUUUCCAUGCUUCUUGUUGCUUUCUUUGUACAAAAGGUGGCUAUAAAGGUUUCUGUGUUUCUAAUUACUUUUAAAUCCGUAGCAAACCAGAGCCAGGAUGAAAACACUGAAGUAUGUUCCUUGAUUAUUAACAGCCACAAGGCUUUUAAUUUCUUAGAGGGGCAAUUUGUUUGACCGGUUACUGUGCUUUGUUGACUACUUUAAUACCAAUGUUACUCUGCCAGAAAAUGGAAAACUGGAUGGUUGUGAAGGAAAAGAGACAUAAUUUAGAUAGGACAAGGGAAGUUACAGGAAUUGAUCAUCCUAAUAGGGUAUUAUUACAUAUUAGGCAGGUGAUUAAAUAGGAAGACCUUCAUUAGAUACGUGUUUCAUGUGCUACUGAGGCACAAUAAUCUCCAGAAUAUUAAACAUGGGCUUUGGAGUUUUAUUGAAGCAGUAGUCAGAUCACUGCUCUGUAUAACCUUGAAGAGGUCAAUACUACCUGAGCCUCUGUUAUCUUACAUGUAAAAUGGGUGUAAUUUACCCAGGUGGUUUCUAACUUGGCUUUUGUAAUAAUUUUAGGUAAAGCACUUAGCAUAGACUGAGCACACACACACAGCACUUAGCAUAGUUCUUAGUAUUUGCAUUGUAUUAUAUCUAUGCUGUUAAUCAGUUAUGAUCCUUAUAAAAUGAGGGGAUUAGGCAAAGUUAAUAUCGGUGCUUUUCUCGUUCCAAUAGUUUGAAGUAAGUUGGUAAGGUGGAAGGGGAAAACAUGUUUUGUGGUUACUUGCGCGCAUCACACUGCUGAUUUUAUAUUCUUGUAGUCUUCACAAAAGUCACACAGUUAAGCAUUACAUAAUCUUACUCAAAUCAGAACUAUAAAAAACGUUAUCUGUUAAGUCUUAACCGUAUUACGUGUUUUAUAUUAGAAGCAUCAUAGUAAUUGUUAAUUUUUUCUCAAUAUAAUCUGUAGCAUGUUUGCUUUCAGAUAGUUAACCAAAACUAUUACUGUGCAGUUAAAAAUGAUUCUACACUAUGAGGUAUUUUAUCUAGAAUUUUUAUUAAAAAUCUGAUGCAUAGCAUAGGCACUGUUGAUCUCUACAUAGUGUAAUCUUGUAUUCACAAAGAGAACGGCCUCCUCCCUUUAAAACUGCUGUUAUGGUAACCUGAAAAUCAAACAGUAUACUGUACAAGACAGUGUUUUCUUAAGGGGACAUUGUGUUUAUUCUACAUGCUUAGUCUGUUUUAUUGGCAAAGUCCUUGAAAUCAUUGACCCGUGCUGUUUCUAUUUUUGCAGUACCCAAAACUAUUUUCUCAUCUAGGUGUUCCCUUAUAUUUCAUACCUUCUAUGGGUUUCUGGACUUCUCUGUACCUUUCAUUGUAUUCAGUCUCUAGGGUACCAGUCCCUCGUCUGCUGAGCCAGUUUUACAGGCUCAGCCAAAAUAAGAAAGUAAAAUGAGGCACAGUGAUGGACUAGCUUAAUCACUUUUGGUGAAAGUUCUGUAUUUUACUUGUCUCUUGGUCUUAUAACUUCAGCUGUUUAUUUCAAACCUGGUGCCUGGCUCCUCCUGCUCUUUUUCCUAUUUUUAAGGCUAUGUUAAAUGAAUUUAUUGAAAAGCCCCAGUAUUUUAGAAGUUUAAUGGUGUCCUCUCUUGCUACCCAGAAAAGUCGCCCACACGAUUACCUGUGAGAACUUGUUAGAGAAUCUCAGUCUGUAUUUUAACAAUAUUUCCAGAUACAUGUGCACAUUUGAAAAGUGCUGCUAUAGUCCAUUUUCUGGUUUUAACUUAUAAAAAAAACUUACUGUGUUGAAAGGGCUGAGAAUUAGGACAAAAACCUGUUUUGGAUAUGUUUCAAAUUAGGGGAGAUAUGAUUUGUCACAAUGAGUCCUCAAUAAAGAAGGCACAGGGUCGGUCCUUCAGAAGACUUGGAGGAGCUGACUCUUGAGGGUUGCCAGGCCAUGAAGAAGGGAAUAGCAUUUCAAGCAGAAGGGUCAGCGUUUGGGGAGACGUGGUGGGUGGCAUGUUUGGGAUUUGUGAGUAUACAUCAGAUCAGGAGGUUCUAAUGGGAAGAUGAGACUAGAUGGUAAAUCUUGCUUUUGUUCUAAAGGCAAUGAUUAUUGAAUGCAUUGUGCCAGACUGUUCCAGGUGUCAGUGAAGUUAAUCAUAAUUACUCCAUGUGGGUACCAAUAUAUUUCACCUCUUUAUAGACAAACACAAUAAAUCAGCAAAUACAAAUCCUGUUAAGGGAGAAGAGGGAUUCAAGAAGGAUGGAAAAGAGGAAUCAAUGCAGUGAUGAACUGAAAAGUCAAGCUUGCCAAGAACUUGAAAAAUCCCCAUUGGUUUUGGCAACUGAAUAACUGGCUAGUUUAGUUACUAAGUGCAGUUUUUAACUUAAAGGUGUGUGACGUCAAAGUAAGAUGCUUUCAGGGAAGUAUGGGGCAGGUGAGAGUUGAUUCAUUGGAAAAGACUGAUGCUGGGAGGGAUUGCGGGCAAGAGGAGAAGGGGACGACAGAGGAUGAGAUGGCUGGAUGGCAUCACUGACUCGAUGGAUGUGAGUCUGAGUGAACUCCGGGAGUUGGUGAUGGACUGGGAGGCCUGGCGUGCUGCGAUUCAUGGGGUCGCAAAGAGUCGGACACGACUGAGCGACUGAUCUGAUCUGAUCUGAUGGGGCAGGUGAGGAAAGAAAUGAAUCUACACUACUCUUGAAAGUUUGUGACAGGAAGCAGAAACUCCAUGGUAUAGUGGGCCGUUGGGGGCACUGGAGUCAGGCCUGGAUUUGAACUCGGUUCUGCCGCUGUUCUGUGAUGCAGUCUGCUGUGCUAAACUGUCCAAGGAGCCUGUUACCCUCCUGUGUAAAAUGGGAUUAAUACCUAUUUCACAGGGUUAUUUUGAGGAUUAAAUACAUGUGAAGUAUUUGGAACACAGCAGGUAUUCCAUAAAAUCGAUUAAGGUUGAGGGGACGUUUGUUUUUAAAGAUGGAACUGUGUAUAGGUUGAGGAGCUACAGCCAAGAUAGGCUGACAAUGAAAAGGGUCUAUACAGAGGGUAAACGGUGGUCCGUGGUUCCACAGAAUGCUGUAUCCAGAGCUCACUGCACUUCUCAAAGCAGUGACACCCAGAAAUUUCCUUCUGGAGGAGUUGAGAAACAAUCUUCGUGGAUGCUAAGGUUGAUUUUUCCUUAAGCAUGCUAUCUCCUAGCAUGGAGGUGAUUUGGGAAAGGGCUGAUGGAGAUCAUGGGAUGCUCUAGCUCCUUUACAAGCCUCCUUGGCGCAGGCUCUUGGUGACUCCUGAGCCCUCGAGAUUUUCUUACCAUACACGUGCGUGACGAUCUCGACCGAUUUCGCUAGGCUUGGCGCGGGCCCUCCAAGUGUGUGCCUGCCGCCCUUCCCCCACCAGCAGAGCAAAACCUACCGGCGGGUCUCCUGCGCAUGCUCGGGAGCCGGCUGACCGAGGCGCCUCCUGGCAACCGGACGCCAGCCUCGGCUUAGAGUGAAGAGGAAGCAAUGGAUCAGUCUAUCGCCAUCACCUCCACCGCAAAACCAACCCAGAAGUCAUCAUCUUUUGAAAGAGAAGGAUGGUGGAGAAUAGCAUUAACGAACACUCCUAAUCCUGGCACUUACCACUUGAAAACUUUUAUUGAAGAAUCCCUGUUAAAUCCAGUGAUAACAACCUACAAUUUUAAAAAUGAAGGAAGGAAAAAACCACCUCUUUUGCAAAGGAAUGAUCUGGUGCUGAACGACCUUCCCCAGUACAUGCCUCCUGACUUCUUGGACUUGUUAAAGAAGCAAGUGGCCACUUACUCAUUUAAGGACAAACCGCGGUCAAGCCCCAGCAUGCUGGUUUACAGAGAUCAGUCAGUUAAGCUUUCACCAGGGCAAUACGAACUACUUCCUCCUCCAGUUCCCAAGCAAGCUUCCAGGAGCUUCGUAUUUCGUUCUACGGUUCAAAGGUUUCCAACAGGCUGCUUCACUCCUCGUGAAGGCCCAGGACCAGGUCAUUAUGACUUGAAAAUACCUUCAGCAGGUUCUGUAACUUCUUGUUUUCAAUCCAGAGUGCCUCGAUUCUUGCCUGCCUGUUCAAAAACCCCUGGCCCGGGAGCAUAUACAGCUUCAGCACAAUUCCCCAAGCAGCCCCGCACCAUAGCCAAAAUGGGCCGAGAACACAGCUUUUUCUUCAAUAACACAAUUGGCUUUUAAAAUAAAUAAACCCUACCUUGGCCCUAAGCAGCUCUUGAGUUUUAGUAAGUUCUCUUUUGUCUCCUCUUUAGGAGAGUUUGACCACAGACCAUAUUCGAUUGCCUGGCCUGACCGCCCAGCCCACUUAUCUGGAAUAGUUCCAGCAAAAUGUCCAGUUCCCUCUCAGAAGUCUCCCGGUUUGAACAGUAAAUUAUAUGCUCUCUCUGUGUGUUGUCAGAGGGUGUGUUCCUGGACUGCUCUCACAGCAUCCGGACGGGCCCUGAGGAGUCACCUGGGCUCUGCCGCCUUGGGCUCUCUAGCUGAGUCUCCACUGCACUGAGGUGGUCAUUCCUCAUGGACUCCUGGAGGCUUCAACAAGGGCCAUCCUGAACUUGACGGGAACCCAAUAGUUUUUUCUCUAUCUCAUCUCCCUGAAAAGAACAAUAUUGCUUCAGCCUGAUGAGCAUUUGUGGUUUCAAGUUAACAAAAAUAUUUUGACAGUAUGCUCCGGGCCAGGCGCUGUGCUGGGGGUGGGGAGUGGAGGUUAAGACAAAGAUGAACGACGCAUGUGACUGAAUUUAGGGUGGGUUAAAGGGGAGACAAGGCCAGAAAGGUAGUUUGGAAUAGUUUCCAGCUCAAGGAAGGCUUUGAGAACCAUGCCAGGAACCUCUUCCUGGUUACCUUGUGUGUGCGGCUCAGGGGUGGCUGUCAUGUGGGCAGCAGUCCCACCGGGAAGACACACCCUGGGCUCAGGAAACUGCGAGAUCACUGUGCCCAGUGCAUGGAGGAGCGAUCCUGACAUCGAGGGCCCCAGGCGCUCAGCAGAGACAGGGCAGCACUCCCCCAGUGGGGAAGGGUGGCUGAGUGCGGCCGGCAGCUUGGCUGGCACCCCUGGGACCAGGAGACUGAGACCGGCAGAGAGGAGAGGGAAGAAGGUGGAGGGCAAGGAACCCUUUUUGAGCAAAACGCAGGAAGGGACAUUUGCUGGAGGGGAACAGAGGGAGACAGGCCCAGCUAGAGUGGAGGGUGCAGGCGGAGCAGGAGGGGGCUGGGCGAGGCGCAGAUCAUAGGCCCAGCAGUAAGCACUGCUCAUGGACUCCAGCCAGGGCAUGGGCUCAGGAAAUGACGUCAGGAGAAAGGAAGGAUGGGGAGACUAUAGAGUCAUUCAUCAGUAAUAGGAAGGAAUCUUUUUAACUAAAAGAAAGAAAAUCUAAUAUAAAUCCUUAUAUUUUAUUAUAUUGAGAAAAACCCAGUUCUCUAGUCUUAUAAAUACCAUUGUAAAGUAGGCAUUGGGGACAAGGAAGGGUAGGCCUGCAUCUCCCAUCUGGGUUUAUCCACGUUUUGCUUUUAUGGAAGAAACUCCCUGCAUUGCGUUCCUUAGAGCAGAAAAUGGCCCCUUGGAGGAUGAGGUGGCUGCCUUGGGUGGCUGCUCUUGCCCCACUUUGAUCAGCAGAUGGCCACAGGGCAGCUUUAUUCUCCAAGUGGGUCAGAGGCCCCUGCAGGAUCAGAAGGUAACGCUGGCGGUUCUGACGGAGGGCGUUUUCUCCAGGAGCAGUGGGCCAGGUUGUGCCUGGUGCUCAGGGCAGUGGGGGCAGGGCUCUAGAAGGAGCGAGGUGAGCGGUGAUCACAUCUGUUUUGGGGCUUGUGGGUGGAAGGUCAGGGGAACCCUCACGCUGGCAGGGGCAGGAGGGAGACUGUGCUGCACGUCUGUGGGGGUAUCUCCAGACAGCAGAGCGACCCAGGGGUGUGAGCGGGAGCAGUUCCUCCCCCCUCCCUCACCCUCCCGCUGUUUCUCCCUCAGGCCGGCUGUGUUGGGUCUAACACUGCUUUCCGUUCAUGUCACGCCCUAAAGAAUGUCACCAGCCCCUCCUGAUUCCACUGCCGGGUUCCCAGGAGAGAGAAUCUAGUUGGCCAGCUUGGGUCAGGGGUCCACCCUGGUCCCUCCAGAUCUGGCCAGGAGGGCCUCGGCCCCUGGGCCAGACAGACACAGCUGCAGGGGCCCAGCUGUGUCUUGUGUGUAGUUGGGGUGGAGGGCAGCUCUCCCAUAUUCUAGAAGAGAAUGAAGACCCUUUCAGCAUAAGACGCAGGGGAUGGCUCUUGCCUGGUCUGCAAGAAGGGGGUUUAGGAGGCCUGCCAGGACAUCUGCUGGAGGUGGAACGGCGAGAGAACAUUCUGCAGGGCCACCCGGACACCUUGGAGUCUUGAGUCUGCACUAAAGUCGCCCUCGGCUCCUGUGGCUUCCGUAGUCUGUCUGGAGCCGGGGGGCACCUCAGUACUGUCCUCCCUAGCAGCCUUGCCCCUGUCCGUAACACAGCCCUCUGCCUCCUCUGUGACUCGGGUGAUAUGACAGAAGCUGUGCCCUAGGUACUAGCAGCAGGGCUGGCUGCGCCUGGCAGUGAGGAGAGCAGUGUUUGCUUCCACUCUUUGACAUCUUCCGGCAUUUUAAAUAGUACUUCAUACAGGUAGUGGGAGGCGUUCCCAAAUAGCCCGGAGGGAUUCUGGGUGGCUUUUUCCUGCCACGAGCCUAAAACCGGGACAGCGUUUGAAGAGCAGGGCCUCCUCCUGUCUUUUCCAACAUGGAGAGACUGGACAGACCUGGGUUGACUUUGAGCUUGAGCUCCGAGAGGGGAUAUUAACAGCCACUGUGCGCAUCCGGUGACAGGUCCAGACUGAGUUAGAAAAGCCCAGAGAUGGAAGGGAAUGUGGUGUUUAUCCCAUAUCCCUGAGGGGCCUUCUCUCCAGGGUCCCUCUGGCCUCCUGCAUGGACCACUGUGAUGCUUGCUUCUCGAGGUCCCUGCCCUGGCUUCCCUGAGCAUCCCUUGGUCCUCUCCCCUCCCACUCACUUGCCCCAGUUGCCCUUGGAAUUUGGCUUCAACCAAAGGGAAUGGCUCGUCUUCGCUGCAAAUAUCAUCUGCUGUUGCCCUGUGAAAUUCCCUCUGCAUUGAGUCAGAGCAUGUCAGAAGUCACCACACUGAUGGGGACAGCUUGUCUCCUCCCUUCUCUUCUCCUCUUUCCCUCCUCCUCAUCCGCACUGUGAACGCCCC